This is a messenger RNA of Cannabis sativa, 2162 nucleotides long. RefSeq lists its product as uncharacterized. Bases 166 to 1905 code for a protein of 579 amino acids. The record is from RefSeq and is a predicted model, not a curated record. The transcript has 15 exons. Lineage: Eukaryota; Viridiplantae; Streptophyta; Magnoliopsida; Rosales; Cannabaceae.
UAAUACAUAGUUAUUGAUAUUAAUAAUUGCAAGAAAAUAAUUAAAAAAGAUGCAUAAAUUAAGAGUUCCACCAUUAAUAAUCAACCAAUAAGCUAAAGCUUCUUAGCCAUCUUAAGAAAAGAGAGAGGUAGCAAAGUAGGAGAUCACCUUCAUCAUUUUGAAUCUAUGGAGCAACUCGUCAACUUUAUCAUUCGGCCUCCCAGGGCUGAGUAUGAUCCAAAACAUGAUCUAUUGGAACAAGAGUUUAUGCUGAGGGGAAAAUGGUAUCAAAGAAAAGAUUUGGAGAUUAAGAAUUGUCGAGGAGAUUUGCUUCAGUGUAGUCAUUAUGUGCCCAUUGUAAGUCCUGAAGGGAAGCCUCUGCCCUGUGUAAUAUACUGCCAUGGAAACAGUGGGUGCAGGGCUGAUGCCAGUGAAGCAGCUAUUAUUUUGCUGCCUUCAAACAUUACAGUUUUCACCCUUGAUUUCUCUGGGUCUGGUAUAUCUGGAGGAGAUCACGUUACUCUUGGGUGGAAUGAAAAGGACGAUCUAAGAGCUGUGGUCGAUUAUUUGCGAGCAGAUGGAAAUGUCUCUAUGAUAGGCUUGUGGGGCCGGUCAAUGGGUGCAGUCACUAGCCUUAUGUAUGGAGCCGAGGAUCCUUCGAUUGCUGGAAUGGUUCUUGAUAGUCCAUUUUCUGAUUUGGUUGACUUGAUGAUGGAGCUGGUGGAUACGUACAAAGUCCGUUUACCAAAGUUCACUGUCAAGUUUGCAAUACAAUAUAUGCGAAGAGCUAUUCAGAAAAAGGCAAAAUUUGACAUAACUGGUCUGAACACAAUCAAGGUAGCAAAAACAUGCUUUGUUCCAGUUCUGUUUGGGCAUGCUACAGAUGAUGAUUUCAUUCGGCCCCACCAUUCAGAUCGUAUAUUUGAUGCUUAUGUUGGAGACAAAAAUAUUAUCAAAUUUGAGGGAGAUCACAACUCUCCAAGACCUCAAUUUUACUUUGACUCUAUAAAUAUAUUUUUCCAUAAUGUCUUGCAACCUCCUGAUGAUGAGGUGGGGGAAGCAUUUUUUGACUCCAUGCAGGAUUACUUUGGUAAGGUUGGUUGGAGAAUGACACCUCCAGUAGACCAUGGCCAUGACCUCAAAUUUUCAAGUCCAUCAUCAGAACCAACAACUGGCAGCACAGAAGACGCCAUUGAGAAACUUCGUUCAAGAAGACCUAUGAGUCGGACAGAGGUUCCUUCGGAUAUUCCUUCUGACGAAAAUCAAUCCAAAAAUAAGGAUCAAAAAUGUGAUGACGAUCUUUGUUCUUCAUCGUCCAAAAUGAUUAGUUUUGAGUUCACCAAUGGUGAUCCCUGUGGACCCCAUGUUCCGACAACCAUGGAUGAUGAUCAAUACGUAGAAUAUGAACUUGACGACUUGGCAGGUUUUCCAACUGAUGUCGAAGAAGAAGAAAAGAUGAUCAUGGAAGCAAUGCUGUUGUCAUUGAAAGAUUUGGAUAUGAGACAUCCUCAACCAUAUGGAGACGAAUCACCGUCUAUUGUUGGAUCAGAUUCUUCAAAAGAUUUACAGAAAGAUGUCAAACCGGGUGCUGUUUCUUUGGCAGAGAAUAAUGACUCGUUAAAGACAGAAUCUAUUUCCACUUCUGUACACCAACACGAGUCUUUGAAAGCAGAAUCUACUUCAACUUCAGUAACCAAGAUUCAUGUUUCUGAUCCCAAGCAUAAAACUCCUGCCAAAGAAUCCGGAAGCUCGGGACAGCCUACUCAAAAAGUUGCCUCAUCAAGCACCCAAAGCGCACCAGAAACUGAUUUGUCAGCAAAUACAAAAGCCACAUUAACUGUUGAACGAAAUCCUGCAAGCAAUGUCAUGGAUGGUUUGAUUCGUCGUUGGGAUUUCAGCUUCUUUCGAAACAAUCAAAGUAGAUAGAGAUUUUCAUUUUCAUUUUUUUUAAAGAUGUUUUGUUACUUCUAGCAAACAAUAUAUUGCAUUUGUUUUGUAAUUAAGAAAAGUUUCUGGAGCUGUAGUUUGUAGGGUGCUUGCCCAAAUAGAAAGAGGGGAAAAAAAAGAAGAAAAAAGUGGUAAAGGAAAGGGGUUUUUUUUUUUUUAAUUUUUUUUUUGUGAAUGUGUGUAAACAAAGUUAGCAUAUCUGGUUUCGAUUAAUUCACUUUCAUUUCUCAUUAUUU